Messenger RNA from Ambispora leptoticha, 3765 nucleotides. Lineage: Eukaryota; Fungi; Glomeromycota; Glomeromycetes; Archaeosporales; Ambisporaceae. The record is from the annotation of a GenBank genome assembly.
AUGGAUAGUUAUCAAAAUUACUCUGAUUCCCCUUCUAAUUUACCUAAUGGCUACACCGAUUACUCACAAAUUCCACAGGAAUACCCUCCACCUUCAGGAGAUGCACUAGACGCAGACGAAGAAAUAUCACAAGAAGACUGCUGGACGGUCAUAUCUUCCUUUUUUAAUGACAAAGGACUUGUCCGGCAGCAGUUAGAUUCUUUUGAUGAAUUUGUUCAAAACACAAUGCAAGAAAUAGUUGACGAGAAUAGAUCCUUAGUUUUGCAAAACAUACAAGGAAGUGGUGAAGGUGAUCAAGCGCGACGGUAUUAUAUUCAAUUUGGUCAAGUUUAUUUAUCAAAACCAACUAUGACCGAAGCUGACGGAAGUGUACAAGCAAUGUUUCCUCAAGAAGCGCGCCUCCGAAAUUUAACAUAUGCUGCACCGCUUUACGUUGAUAUGAAGAAAAGAACUGUAGAUGCAGAUCCAAGAGCUCUUGAAAAUAAAGAUAGGCCCAACGUGACCGAGAUGUUUGAUGAAGAACAUCUAGAAGAUGAAGAGGACAAUAGCCAAAAUACGUCUGAUAAUAACUUUACCAAAGUAUUUGUGGGGAAGGUUCCUAUUAUGCUAAGAUCGGAUUUCUGUGUAUUAAGUAAAUUGAGCGAUCGAGAAUUAUAUUCCUUGAAUGAAUGUCCAUAUGACCAAGGUGGUUACUUUAUUAUAAACGGGUCUGAAAAAGUUUUGAUUGCACAAGAAAGAAUGGCGUCGAAUACUGUAUAUGUUUUUGCGAAGUCGGCGCCAUCUCCUUAUUCUUAUACGGCAGAAAUAAAAAGUGCCGUUGAAAAAGGUUCAAAGACAGUAAAUCAAUUAACCAUUAAAUUAAUGGCAAAAACAGCCGAAAAAGGUGCUACUGGGCAAUUUAUACACGCAAAUAUGCCUUAUAUAAAAAAAGAUGUGCCUGUUUUAAUCGUGUUUCGUGCUCUUGGUCUGGUGGCAGAUAGAGAUUUUUUAAGUCAUAUUUGCUAUGAUCCUCAUGAUACUCAAAUGCUAGAAGCUUUAAAGCCAUGCAUUGAAGAAGCUUUUGCAAUCCAGAAUCAAGAGGUUGCACUAGACUGGAUCGGUCGUAGAGGCACAGCAAGUGGCGCAAUCAAAGAUAAACGCAUAAAAUAUGCAAAAGAAAUUUUGCAAAAAGAAUUGCUGCCUCAUGUUGGUACAACCUUUAGAUGCGAGACAAAAAAGGCAUUCUUUUUUGGCUACAUGGUGCAUCGAUUACUUCUUGCUGCUCUUAACCGUCGAGAAUUGGAUGAUCGUGACCAUUAUGGCAAAAAGAGAAUGGAUCUGGCUGGGCCUCUUUUAGCUAUCUUGUUCCGUAUGCUUUUCAAAAAACUCACAAAAGAUAUCGGAUUAUAUCUUAGAAAGUGUAUAGAUUCAAGUCGCGAAUUUAAUCUUAAUCUUGCUAUUAAAGCGCAAACUAUUACCAACGGAUUAAAGUACUCUUUAGCGACUGGAAAUUGGGGUGACCAAAAGAAAGCAAUGCAGGCUAGGGCUGGCGUUUCUCAAGUACUAAACCGAUAUACAUUUGCUUCCACGUUAUCUCACUUAAGGAGAUGUAAUACGCCUAUGGGUCGUGACGGAAAAAUUGCAAAACCGCGUCAACUUCAUAAUACCCAUUGGGGUAUGGUUUGUCCUGCUGAAACACCAGAAGGACAAGCUUGUGGAUUAGUCAAGAAUCUUGCUUUAAUGUCAUAUAUUUCAGUCGGAAGUUCAUCUGGACCAAUUAUUGAAUUCUUGGAAGAAUGGGGAAUGACAAACCUUGAAGAGUUGCAAUCCGGUGCCAACAUUGGAAUGAACGCAUUUACCAAAGUUUUUGUAAAUGGCAGUUGGGCAGGCGUGUCCAGUGAUCCAGAAGCAUUAGUAGAUACACUCAAGCGUUUGCGACAUUGUGUUGACGUGAGCCCCGAAGUCAGUGUUGUCCGAGAUAUCCGUGAAAAGGAGUUGAGAUUAUAUACGGAUGCUGGAAGAGUUUGUCGUCCAUUAUUUAUCGUGCAGAACUCAAGAUUGCUUAUAACAAAACAACAUAUACGUAAAUUAGAUGAGGCGAAAGCUCUUGCUGAGCAAGCUGUAGAAAAAGACAAGAAACAAAAAUUUGGCUGGCAAGAUUUAAUUUCCAAUGGAGUCAUCGAGCUUAUCGAUGCAGAGGAAGAGGAAACUAUUAUGAUUUGCAUGACUCCUGAAGAUUUAGCAGAAUCACGAAGAUUUCAUGAAGGAACACCAAUAGAAGUGGAAAGAACUAAAGAAAGAGAUAUAGCUGCUCGAGUGAAAAGUAACUCUGCCACAUACACCCAUACGUGGACACAUUGUGAAAUUCAUCCUAGUAUGAUUUUAGGGAUCUGUGCCAGUAUUAUUCCCUUCCCAGAUCACAAUCAAUCGCCACGUAAUACAUAUCAAUCAGCUAUGGGUAAACAGGCUAUGGGCAUUUAUGUCACAAAUUAUCAAUUACGAAUGGAUACAUUGGCGAACAUACUUUAUUAUCCACAAAAACCACUAGUCACGACACGUGCAAUGGAGUUUUUACGUUUUCGUGAAUUGCCUGCUGGUCAAAAUGCUAUUGUUGCUAUAUUGUGUUAUAGUGGCUAUAACCAGGAAGAUUCGGUCAUUAUGAAUCAAAGUAGUAUCGACAGGGGAUUAUUUAGAAGUAUGUUUUAUCGGAGUUAUAUGGAUCAAGAGAAGAAAGUGGGAAUGUUGACAAUAGAAGAAUUUCAGAAGCCAACCAAAGAAACUACGUUACGUCUCAAGCACGGCACCUAUGAGAAACUUGAAGACGACGGGUUGGUCGCUCCUGGUACACGUGUAUCUGGAGAUGAUAUUAUUAUUGGGAAAGUUUCACCCAUUCCACCAGAUACAAUGGAGCUUGGUCAGCGUCAAAGUACACACACUAAACGUGAUGCAUCCACACCGCUAAGAAGCACAGAAACUGGAAUAGUUGAUCAAGUUAUGGUCACUACAAACCAAGAAGGGAUGAAGUUUGUAAAAGUACGAGUUCGUAGUACACGUAUUCCUCAAAUGGGUGACAAAUUCGCUAGUCGUCAUGGCCAGAAAGGAACCAUCGGUAUUACUUAUCGACAAGAGGAUAUGCCGUUUACUGCCGAGGGUAUAACACCAGAUCUUAUUAUAAACCCGCAUGCUAUACCGAGUCGUAUGACAAUAGGUCACUUGGUCGAGUGUUUGCUGGGCAAGGUAUCAACUUUAACUGGGAGUGAAGGUGAUGCAACACCAUUCACAGAAGUAACAGUUGAAGCCAUUUCCGCUAGCCUUAGAAGUCAAGGAUAUCAAUCACGUGGCUUUGAGGUUAUGUACAAUGGGCAUACAGGGCGUAAAUUGGCAGCGCAAGUUUUUCUCGGUCCAACUUAUUAUCAGCGACUUAAGCAUAUGGUUGAUGAUAAAAUUCAUUCACGUGCAAGAGGACCUGUACAAAUAUUGACCAGACAGCCUGUAGAAGGACGUAGUCGAGAUGGUGGCUUACGUUUUGGUGAAAUGGAAAGAGAUUGCAUGAUAUCUCAUGGCACAGCAAUGUUUUUAAAAGAACGCCUUUUUGAUGCGUCGGAUGCCUAUCGUGUUCAUGUGUGUGAUAUUUGCGGUUUAAUGGCUAUUGCAAAUCUAAAGAAAAAUACAUUUGAAUGCAAGGCUUGCAAAAAUACAACUCAGAAUGAAUCUACUUGGAACACCCUGUUCCAGGAACAAUCUCAGAAAUUUGAAUUCAGAUGGGUCCAGAUUGGUCCGGAGAAG